Xylona heveae TC161 is the source of this 5180-nucleotide messenger RNA. Its product is annotated as ABC bile acid transporter. The record is from RefSeq and is a predicted model, not a curated record. Gene Ontology annotation, biological process: transmembrane transport. Gene Ontology annotation, cellular component: membrane. The transcript is spliced from 9 exons. Bases 166 to 4842 code for a protein of 1558 amino acids. Gene Ontology annotation, molecular function: ATP hydrolysis activity; ABC-type transporter activity; ATP binding. NCBI's taxonomy places the organism in Eukaryota, Fungi, Ascomycota, Xylonomycetes, Xylonales, Xylonaceae.
UUUGAUAUCCGGCACGAUUAAGGGCCGCUUAUCCCUGCAGCGUUAUCAAUUUGCAAUGUUUCUAAUGUAGUGUCAGGACGGACCCUGAGAUGUUGAUAUAAGCAUUGUCCCGCCAGGCAGUCAUGUAAUCUAUACCUGAAUUUCAAACGUUUCGCGGUCGUCAGAAUGGGCCAUCUAGCUGUGGUCGAGCUCGUGGUUGGUGCGGUCGGGACUGGAGCGGUCGCCGCAAUGACAUUGCCUGGCGUCGUAAACCUCCGUAAGAGUGCUUGGAGUCUGCGCAAGGACUAUGAGCAGGUGGAUGCUCUCUAUGAAGAUCAGGAUGGUGUCGCAACCGAGAAAUCGCAGGCCGCCUUUUCCGACAAAAUCCCCAAAUUGUUCGUAUAUUUGUCCUCCGUGCUUGGUAGCUCGGUCACAUUAGCCUCCGCCUUAUGGGCAACUCUUAACCCCGAGAAAUCGCUCCUCAUAUGGAAUUGGUUGCAGUUUGGAGCCUGGAUGCUCCUGAUCUUGCAGGCAGCCAGCUUUGCUUUAGAAAAGGAUUCGGUCAAAAGAUUUCGUGUCAGCUGUUACGGCGCCGUAUCUAGUUUCGUCUUGUUUCUGGCCAUUGCUGUUGUCAAUUUGCUUCAUUUCUCGAAAACUGGAUCGACAGCAAAGGAGAGCGCAGUCCACAUCGGCCUGCAAAUUGGUAGCGCCUUUGCUACUCUGGUUCUGCUCUUUGCUUAUCUCUUCAUCCCCCGCCGUGCCGAUGUUUACUAUAAUGGCCGGAUCGUCGACCGUCAAUAUUCUGCUACGGCAAUCGAGCGACUCACCUACGGAUGGGCUCAACAUGUGCUCGAUUAUGCGGGAAAGAAUAAGGACAUGAAAAUUGAGGAGAUACCUAACGUGGAUUACCUAACAAGAUCAGAAAAUCUCCAGCAAUUUUUCUUUGCUGUGCAAAAAGGCGGUCGACUUGGAUACCGCCUUCUAUACGCUCAUGCCAAUGCCUUUUUGUGGCAGACAGCCUACACUAUCAUUCAGUGCUUCCUUCAAUUCGGCCCUCAAGUAGCCAUGUAUCGUAUUCUGAAGUACCUGGAAGCUCGAGCUGAAGGGCCUGUAUCCGCUGUGGAAGGUUGGGCUUAUGUACUGGGUCUGUUCCUAACAAUGGCCCUCAGUGGAUGGUUCGAUCAGCGCAUGUUUUGGGUUAGCUGGAGUCGACUGGCCAUUCCACUUCGUAUGCAACUAUCUGCAUUGGUCUUCUUAAAGGCCAUGAAACGGAAAGAUGCUAAAGGAGUGGAGAAAGCGUCGAUAAAGGGUGAUAAGUCAGUUGAUGGCGCAUCUGACGCGGGUGACUCGAAAAAAGAAUCCCCCGAAGAGGAUGAUCUCCUACAGAAGACACAGCAAAGUACCAUCAAUCUCAUCGGUAUUGAUGCGAAGCGCGUAGGGGAGUUCUGCGCCUGGAAUAAUUAUAUUUUUGGAAGUGUCUUGAGAUUGGCCAUUGCCUUGACUUUUCUUCAACGCCUUAUCGGGUGGCCAAGUCUUCUGGCAGGUCUCGCUUUCAACAUUCUCACAUUGCCUUUCAAUAUAUGGGCUUCAAAGAGAUAUGGAGUGGCUCAGGAUGUCCUCAUGAAGAGCAGAGAUCGUAAAAUGGGAGUAAUUACGGAAGCCUUACGUGGUAUCAGGCAGAUCAAGUUUUCGGCACUUGAACGACAAUGGCAGGAUAAGAUUGGUGAAGUUCGAGAACAAGAACUAAAAAGUCAAUGGGCUUGCUUCAUGGCAGAUUCGGUUGUGAUGGCUUGUUGGAUCGUUACGCCCAUUAUGCUGUCUGCUGUAUCUCUUUCGACCUACGCAUUGCUUCAUGGUGGCUUGGCGCCUUCGAAAGCAUUUACCACACUCGCCGUGUUUGCAAAUCUAGAGGUUACGCUCUCUGUGAUUCCUCCGCUGAUCGCAGAAUCCUUCGACGCUUGGAUCAGUCUAUGCCGAAUCGAGAAGUUUCUCAAUUCACCCGAAAAGGAGGAUAGGACUGUGGACGCAGAAGAGAUUGCAUUUGAAGGCGCAUCAGUGGCUUGGCCAGCAGAUGAGGAUGUCUCCGGUGACGAAAGAUUCACACUGCCCAAUCUCAACCUUCGCUUCCCUAGCAAGGAACUCAGCGUGAUCUGUGGAGCUACGGGAUCGGGAAAGAGUCUACUCCUCGCUUCAGUCCUAGGUGAAGUGGACAUUCUCGCUGGCGUUGUCAAGAUCCCAAAGGCACAUCCGGCAGAGAAGCGUUUCGACCACAAAGCCAAUUCGGACAAUUGGAUCAUCGAUUCAUGCGUUGCCUAUGUGGCGCAAACUCCGUGGAUUGAGAAUGCCUCUGUGAAGAACAAUAUCCUAUUCGGCUUACCAUAUGAUUCGAAGCGUUACAAAAAGGUUCUGCAUGCAUGCGCGUUGGUCAAAGAUUUGGAGAUGCUCGAAGACGGCGAAAACACCGAAAUUGGCGCUAAUGGUAUCAACUUGAGCGGUGGUCAACGCUGGCGUUUAUCCUUUGCAAGAGCAUUGUAUUCUCGCGCAGGCAUCCUCGUUCUUGACGACAUUUUUAGUGCGGUCGAUGCUCAUGUUGGCCGACAUAUUUUUGAGCUCGGGUUGACCGGCGAACUUGGAAAUGGUAGGACCCGACUUCUAGUCACUCAUCACGUUGGGCUUUGUUUGCCCAAAGCAGUUUAUUUGGUAGCUUUGAAUCAAGAAGGUACUGUGCAGCAUGCUGGUCUAGUCGAGGAACUACGCCGAAGCGGUAGCCUGUCUAGUAUCAUGGAACGAAAGGACAAUGUUUCCGAGGAAGAGGACAAGGACUCCGUUAUUGAAGACGCUGAUGUCAAGGAUAAGAUUGCCCCGCAACCGGACGUUCCUGUACAAUUUGAUGAUACCAACCCGGAAGACGCCGCAGACGCCAACAUUGCUGCCAAGGCGGCGGCGAAAAAAUUUGUUCAAGAUGAGGCAAAGGAAAGCGGACGUGUCAAAUGGAAGGUCUACGGGGGCUAUCUGAAGUAUACAGGCGGAGUAUUGUUCUGGGUCAUGGCCCUCUUACUAUUUAUGAUCUAUCAAGCAACCCUACUUGCAAAAUCAUGGUGGAUCAAAAUCUGGAGCAGUACAUAUGAAACCGAGGCGAUUAGCUUCCAGCAUGUUGCCAUGCGAAUCCAGACAGUCCCAAUAUCGUUAAAGAAGGCGGCGUCUCCAUCGACUGACAACGAUUUGGUCUACUACAUGGGCGUAUAUGUCGGUAUAUCGAUCUUUGUUUGCAUAUUAGGUACUGUCCGUUAUAUUUGGCUAUACUGGGGUUCCAUCAGAGGGUCUCGCAUUCUGUCAGAUCGAAUGACACAUAUGGUGCUCAGAGCACCAUUGAGAUGGCUGGACACCGUACCAGUUGGCCGUAUUCUGAACCGAUUCACUGCCGACUUUACCGUUAUUGAUUCAAACAUGUCAAUGGAGCUUGGCAACUUUCUCUACAAUGCGCUCAUGGUUGUCGGCAGCCUUGUUGCUGGUUUGUUUGUAUCUCCAUAUAUGAUAAUCUUUGCAGUCAUCUUGCAGUUCACUUGCUGGAGAGUUGCCUCCAUGUUCUUAGGAGGCGCACGAGAGAUCAAGCGCCUUGAAUCAAAUGCAAAAAGCCCCAUUUUCGAACAUUUUGGAGCUGCUCUAGGUGGUCUCUCCACAAUUCGAGCAUUUGACAAGACCCAUGACUAUAUAAGUACUAUGUUUGAGAGAAUUGACAACCAUGGUGCCGCUUUCUGGUACAUCUUCAUGCUCAACCGGUGGCUUUCUCUCCGCUUGUCAUUCAUUGGAGCCAUAUUCUGUGCCAUAGUCUCCGGUAUCAUUGUCGGAUCAAAGUCAAUCGAUGCGGCACUUGCUGGGUUCGCCCUGCAAUUCGGGUUAGAAUAUUCUGAGUGCAUUUCCUGGGCCUUGCGCAUGUAUGCGAAUGUUGAGCUUGGAAUGAAUGCGGCGGAGCGUAUUCUCGAGUACACCGAGAUCAAAACCGAGAAUCAAGGUGGAGAGUCCGCUCCUGCUGCAUGGCCAUCCGAGGGUCGACUGGUUGUCAAAAACCUUGUGGCAGGCUACGCAGAGGAUCUUCCUCCCGUGCUUAAGGGCCUUUCCUUUGAAGUUGAGGCGAACAAACGCAUCGGGGUCGUCGGGCGAACUGGCGCUGGAAAAUCAUCACUCACGCUUGCGUUGUUCCGUUUCUUGGAGGCCCGCAAGGGAAGCAUUACCAUUGACGGCAUUGACAUUUACACGCUCAAGCUGCACGAACUUCGAAGUCGACUUGCUAUCAUUCCGCAGGACCCUGUACUUUUCUCCGGUACCGUCCGGUCCAACCUCGAUCCAUUUGACCAGUACGAGGAUUAUCAACUCCGGGAUGCACUCGAACGAGCCCAUCUUAUCAAGGCCGAGCGCAGUGGACAAGUCACCCCUGGCUUGAGUCAAGAACCUGCCAAUGCCAAUAUCUUUGAAGACCUAAGCUCUGCCAUUUCCGAGGGUGGGCACAGUUUGUCUCAGGGUCAAAGACAGCUCCUCUGCCUUGCUCGUGCCAUCGUUUCUCGGCCCAAGAUUAUGGUCUUGGACGAAGCCACCUCUGCAGUCGACAUGGAUACCGAUGCGCUGAUUCAGCAAUCCAUUCGAGAAGAAUUCAACGACAGUACGCUCAUCGUUAUUGCUCAUCGACUCAGCACCAUCGCUGAUUUUGACAAGAUCCUUGUCAUGAGCGAUGGCCGUGUAGAAGAGUAUGACGAGCCGCACAAAUUGAUGGAACAGAAAGGCGACUUUUACAGAAUGGUCAAUGAGAGUGGCGAAAAGGAAAAAUUAGAAGCUAUCAUUGCUAAUAAGGCAAAGGCUUCGUCGUAAGGGUCAUUGCAAGGGCUGAUGACUCAGACUUUCUGUUCAGAAAAAUUCAUGUUACUCAUAUUUGAUCUUGAAACUGUCUAGGAGCUUUCGAUAUUCUGAUUCCUUCUUCUGUUGGCGAUGAGCGACAAAAAUAGCGUUGAUUUUAUUUCUUUCCUCUUCUUUUCAAUUUCCUUUUCUCCUUUUUUCUGGAUGUAGAUGUUUGUUUUAGAUUGCGUUAUCUCUUGUUUUUCUUAUCCUCUACUGUGGUUUUCACUUCCUUUUUCUUUAUACGCUUCCAAACCUUGGAUAUUCAGACGAAUAUCUCUCUCAAGGUAGUCACUCAUUAGAUCUGCACAUAU